This is a messenger RNA of Cadophora gregata, 1611 nucleotides long. RefSeq lists its product as uncharacterized. The transcript has 2 exons. Bases 1 to 1611 code for a protein of 536 amino acids. Gene Ontology annotation, biological process: carbohydrate metabolic process. The record is from RefSeq and is a predicted model, not a curated record. Gene Ontology annotation, molecular function: hydrolase activity, hydrolyzing O-glycosyl compounds. NCBI's taxonomy places the organism in Eukaryota, Fungi, Ascomycota, Leotiomycetes, Helotiales, Ploettnerulaceae.
AUGGCUAAUCACUUACUCGUAGAAGGCUUCGUGAUCCUUGGAGCUAUUAUCUCGUGGAUCUCGGCUGCUCCUUCGGUGUUAACCACUUUCAGCAACUCUGUUCAAUAUCAGUUCGAUACAGAUGGCAAUGCAAUCGAUCUCACAAGCGGCAAGAUCGACUUCCUUGGUGGUGCCUAUGUCUGGUAUGGUCUUCACUUUGGCUGUGGCAAGGAGUUCUGUGGAGUAGCAAGUUAUAGCUCUGCCGACCUCCAAACAUGGCACUAUAAUGGCCUUGCCUUCGAUCCCAGCAUCCCGAAGAUCAAGUCUCUCUGCAGUGCUCGAUUAUCAGGCAACUGUGGUCGACCUCAUAUUAUCUACAGCGCAGUCAACGACAACUACGUUCUGUGGGUCGAUGCUCAAACUCCAGGCUAUGCCAUCUUCACGAGCAAUAGUCCGAUUGGGAAUUUCGUCUUAAGCGAAAAUAGAUCCUUGGUCGGAUACCAACCUCCAGGUCCUUACAAAGCCGGUGAUUUCGGUGUUCAUGUCAUCGACGACAUUGGAUACCUUGCAUACUCCUUGAUCGACUUCACAACACUAGGUGCUUCCAUCUGGCCACCUUUCGUCCAAAGCAUAUACGUCCAAAAGCUUACACCAGACAUGCAUAACACCACCGGUCCAGCAUACCACAUAGUCACAAACAGUGAUCUCGUGGACAUGGAGGCCGAAUCUCCAGACAUCUUCAAACGAGGUGAUUACUUCUAUAUCACUGCUUCCAACACCUGUGGAUUCUGUACGGGCACACUUCUGGUUGUUUACCGUUCGAAGAAUAUUUCUGGAUCAUGGACUCGUCAAAUUAUCAGUGCCGAUACCUGUGGAGGUCAGACAACAGGCGUUCUCACUUUACCUGCUCAACAUGGUGGAUCUGCAUCAUACAUCCAUACGGCCGACCUCUUCCGUACUGCUCCUUUUACGGGAACCCGCACUGCUGCCCAUGGUCACCAGUUUCAACGUCUAGACUUCAAUGCUGAUGGAUCACUCAAAGAUCUGGACUGCUCGCUCUCGAAGUCGAUCACGAUCUCCCUCACCCAGGGAUCCGGCGUCCCAGAUCCAAUGACAGGUCGUGCCGUCUCCGCUACGGACGGCUCAGGUGAAACAGGCUCUUAUUUCGUUUCUUGCAAUCUGCCAUCAUCUCAACUCUAUCAAACCUGGAAAUCAUCCAAGAGCGGUGCACUUGCAGAAGUAGGAGUAAACAUCGCUGGCGCCGCACCGACUGACAAUCUCACAAUCACCAUUUUCCGAUAUGACAACGAUACCAACUUCUUCACGCCUCACUACGUUUGGGAGACGUUAACCACUUUCCAGCUAACUCCCGCAAAUGUCUCAGAAGCUCUGGCGGUUGUUCGCGUUCCUGUAGGAAAGGCUAUCAAGCGAGGUGACAGACUUGGCAUUGCGCUUGUAUCGAGUAGCAUCACCCCGAUGUGUACGAUGGUAAAGAAGAGUUCUCGUUCUGGUCAUGAUAAGAAGUUGUUUGCGAGUGGACCCGGUCAGGUCAGUUUACGGGGAAAGGAUGGGACAACUCCGCCGGUCCAGGUUUUGGAUCAAGAAAUCAAGUGGUACGCUAUUGUGAAUUGA